AUGCGUUUUCGUCAAUUAAUAUCGCCAACAUAUAAAAAUUUAUAUGAUGUAUGUUUAAAUCAAGCACCAUUUUAUCAGAAUGAAAUUAUUGAAGAAACGCAACCUGAUCAUAAUUAUUGUCGACCAUGGAUUGAUGAUCCAACAAUACCAACUGCACUUCCUCGUGUUCAACUAUUUUUUAAUUCCAAUUCAAUAGAUAAUUCAAAUAUUGAUAUUGACGAUACCUUAAAAUCAAAUGAUGAAAAUAUAGAGAAAAUUAAUUGGGCACCCACAAUAAAUACAAUACUUCCUGAAAGUUACGAAUGUCCACAAGAAUCAGAUGAAAAUCUUACAUCUGAACAAGAAGUUUUUGUUCAAAAUAUUCGUGAAUUAAUUAAUGAAACACGAGUAGCUACAUUAUGUUGUGAAUCGAAUACUUGUGAUGUUGUAUAUUGGCGUUUAUCUAUUCAUAAUAUUGUAGCAAGACUCUAUUCAUUUCUCACUCGUCAAUCAUAUUAUGAAAAUUCACUUGAUUGGCUUCAUGAAUAUUUAUGUAAAACACUUGAUCGAGCAUCAAUUGGUCAUUAUAUAGAUCUAUUUCAAAUACUUUAUCAUGAGUAUCCAAAUAUUCGUUCAUCAUUUAUUGAAAAAACUAAAUCUUGCUCAUCAACAAAUCUUUGUUCAUAUGUCUACAAGAAAUUACUUCAAAAACCAAAUGAUCUUACGGAAGAAGUUAUUUAUAGUAUAACUUUGUCUCCAUUAUCAGUACCAACUGUUUGUCUUCUAAUACCUGGUUUAGCUUAUGAAGCUCAUCUAGAACGUAUUGAAUUUUGGCAAAGAAAUCUUUCUCAAAUAGCAACAGUAAUGCGAUCGAUAAUCAUUGAAAAAGAUAAUAAAUCAGAACAAUUACAAAUUCAAACAGCUUAUGAAGAUAUUAUUACAAAAUUUAAUGAAAUUCGUCAACUCUAUCCGAAUCAUCAUAUAAUGUUCCUUGGUUGGAAUGUUGGUUGUAUACUUGCAUUAAAAGCAGCACUUGUAUGUUCUGUUUCAUCAAUUAUCUGUAUGUCUCUACCAUAUCUUGCUCUAUCGGAAGAAUCAAAAAAUGAUUUUAUGCAAAUAAAUGCAUCGAUUUUAUUUAUUACGGGUGAAAAACAAUAUUCAAAUCAAAUUGAUCAUUAUCGUCAACGACUUAAAUCUCGAAAUGGUUUAAUUGAAUUAGGAGGAUGUAAUGAUACAUUAUCAAUGUCGGAAGAUAGAAAAUAUCGUUUUCGUUUAACACAACAAUUAAUUGAUAAAUUAUUAAUGGAAGAAAUUCUUGAUUUUAUUACAAUAUUAUCACCAAAAUUAAAUCGAAAUAUUUCGGAAGAUAUCGAUGAAAAAAAGAAAUCUGAACGUGUCAAUUCUGGUACAUCAACACAAAUAGAAGAUUCUGAUGAUCCAUUUCUUUAUAUGGGAAUAAAUUCGAAUAGUAAUACAUUAACAACGUUAACUAUUCCACCUGAACAAGAUCCAAAUUCAAUAUUUUUAAAUACUAUUCUUCCAACUACAACAACAACACGUAAACGUAAAGGUUCAAAUUUAGUAAAUCCACUUGACAAAGAUCGUUCAUCAAUGCCUCAAACAUCAAAUCCAACUGGUUCAAAACGAGGACGUCAUAAAACAAAAAAUUUACCUACAUCUGAUAAUAUAGAAUGGACAUCAAAUACGGAAAAACGUCCUCCUAAAACAACAACUAAAAAACCUAAACCAUCAAUGCCACCAACAGCAACAACCAGCAUAUUAAAUACAUUAUUACAAUUACCAUCAAAUCAACCAAAACAACGUACAAAUGAAUCAAAUCUCAUAAAACCUAUUCAUCAACCUCCAUCAUUUGUUAAUACUGUACUUUCUUCCUCAAAUCCUUUUGUGUAG
Molecule: messenger RNA, 1890 nt
Organism: Adineta steineri
Lineage: Eukaryota; Metazoa; Rotifera; Eurotatoria; Adinetida; Adinetidae
Source: the annotation of a GenBank genome assembly